This is a messenger RNA of Arabidopsis arenosa, 5917 nucleotides long. The record is from the annotation of a GenBank genome assembly. Lineage: Eukaryota; Viridiplantae; Streptophyta; Magnoliopsida; Brassicales; Brassicaceae.
CACAUUUCUUGUUACGUUCUUUCAAAAUCCAUCUCUCGCAUUGAUUCUUCAACUCUCAAAGAAUCGCAAGUCUUGCUAUUGAAAGAAUCGGAAGAAAGAAAAGAGAUCAAGAAGAGUCAUGGUGUCUCCGGGACGGAGUGAAUCUACCUCCGGCGACAACAAUUCACCCUCGCCCGACGGAAGCAGCGACAAGAGACCUUCACCUUCUCCAGCAGAUAAAUCUCCAUCCAAACGCCAAAAGUUGGAAGGUGGCGGCGCUUCGGCGGCUAAAGAAACCGAUACACUACCUCCUUCGGAUUCUGGUAAAUGCGUGUUAGGCGACAAUACUUCAACCUCCGAAGACGCCAAGAUUGAUGCCUAUGCUGUGGCUGUUACGACGGCGCAACCACCACCGGUUGCGGAAGGCUCAACACCGAUUUUGGAAGAGAAUGCAUAUUUUGCAAGAUGGAUAUACUUACACAGUAAGUUUGAGUUCCCGUGGUGUCGAUUGAUAUCACAGUCUGCACAGUAUCCAAGCAUUGAAAUUUUUCAAUCAACCUACACUGUUGGUUCUAGUGUAACCUGCUCUUUCACAUUCGAAGACCGGGAACUCAGUUCAUACUUGUUCAAGAUCACAAGAAUUCAGCGCAAAGGCAAUGUUGUAGCGGUUCUAGAGACUACAGGAAAGAGGGGAUAUGUGUUGGUAAACAGAAUAUAUGUCGAGAAGAAAGUCAACCAAGUGCUAAACUCUGGUGACGAAGUGGUUAUUCGUUUUAGCAGGAACACCUAUGCUUUCAUAUAUCAGCAACUGCCUAAAGUUCCAGCAAAAGCUGGUUCAGUUCAGGUUCCUGCAGGAAAGUUUCUAGAGUUAGAGAGAGAGGCAAGAGAUCCAACAGGUAGUUCAAUUUUUUCAUCGCUUAAAAGCUUGAAGCAGGACUUAUCUCGUCGAAAAUCAUCAAGCCAUGAAUCCAGUAAGAGCCACCAAGCGCCAGAGUCUGUGGUCCAAGUUGACGGCAUGGGAGCAGUCAGUAGCCACAACCAAGAUUCCAAAAUGCAGAUAUUAGAUGAGAUAAACGAGGUGACAAGUAAGUCACAACAAGCUUCAACAUCAGGCAAUGGUCUGCAAUCUGCAAUAGUCAGAGAAGGCAUUCAAGCUGGUAUUGUUGAAGGCGAAAACUUGGAAGUUUCAAUCAAAACUUUUCCCUAUUAUUUGAGUGAACAUACAAAGGCUACCUUAAUACAUACUUCAUUUAUACAUCUGAAGAAAAAAGAAUAUGCCCACUUUGUCUCCGACAUGACCCAUCUGAAUCCAAGGAUAUUGCUUUCUGGUCCCGCAGGGUCUGAAAUAUACCAAGAGACGUUAGCUAAAGCACUUGCCAAUGACCUGGAGGCGAAAUUGCUAAUAUUUGACAGCAAUCCAAUUUUGGGGGCUCUGGCUGCUAAGGAAAUUGAGUCACUGAGGGAUGGACUUGCUUCUAAUAAGUCAUGUAAGCUUCCCAAUCAGAGUAUUGAGCUCAUUGAUCAAGGGAAAAGCCCGGAUUUGUCAGCUGGUGGAGGAGUUGCUUCUAGCCCUUCUCCGGCUACUUCUUCUAGUGACAGAGUAAAAUUCGUCGGUACUGAGUUGUAUUCGGGGUCAUCUACCUUAGGCUUAAGGGGACCUCCUAAAGGGAUUACAGGGAAAGUAAUUUUAGUAUUUGAUGAGAAUCCUUCAGCUAAAGUGGGUGUUAGAUUUGAUAAGCCAAUACCUGAUGGAGUUGAUCUUGGUGAACUGUGUGAAACAGGACAUGGGUUCUUCUGCAAAGCUACUGAUCUGAAGUUCAAAAGCUCGAGUUCUGAGGCUCUAGCUAAAUUACUUGUUAACACAUUGUUUGAGGUUGUCCAUACUGAGAGCAGAACUCGUCCGUUAAUUCUAUUUUUGAAAGAUGCUGAGAAAUCUGUUGUUGGAAAUUCCGAUUUGUACUCUGCGUUCCAAAUCAGACUUGAAUAUCUCCCAGACAACGUAAUUGUGAUCGGUUCACAGACACACUCUGAUCAUCUCAAGGAGAAGGAUAUUGGACGACAAAAGGAGCAAGGGAAUGAAGUCCCACAGGCAACAGAACUUCUAGCGGAGCUCUUUGAGAAUAAAGUUCCUAUUCAAAUGCCACAGGAUGAGGAACUUCUUACAUUGUGGAAGCAUCAAAUGAAUCGUGAUGCUGAGAUUUCGAAAGUGAAGGCUAAUUUCUAUCACUUGCGCAUGGUGUUAAGACUAUGUGGUCUGGGAUGUGAAGGAAUUGAGACACUGUGCAUGAAGGAUCUCACACUUCAAAGCGACAGUGCAGAAAAGAUCAUUGGAUGGGCUUUUAGUAACCAUAUAAGCAAUAAUCCUGAUACUGAUCCAGCUAAGAUUAUUUUGUCUCGUGAGAGCAUAGAAUUUGGAAUAGGACUCUUACAGGGUGAUCUUAAAGGUUCUAGGAGCUCAAAGAGGUCUCUCAAGGACAUUGUGACAGAAAAUGAGUUUGAAGAGAGGCUUCUAAGUGAUGUAAUCCUGCCCAGUGACAUUGAUGUUACAUUUGAUGACAUUGGGGCACUUGAGAAAGUCAAAGAUACCUUAAAGGAACUGGUUAUGCUCCCUUUACAACGGCCUGAACUUUUCUGCAAGGGGCAAUUAACAAAGCCUUGUAAAGGAAUUCUCUUAUUUGGACCUCCUGGUACUGGAAAGACCAUGCUUGCAAAAGCAGUGGCAAAGGAAGCUGUUGCGAACUUCAUCAACAUCUCAAUGUCAAGCAUCACAUCUAAGUGGUUUGGUGAGGGUGAGAAGUAUGUCAAAGCUGUCUUUUCUUUGGCCAGUAAAAUGUCCCCUUGCGUUAUCUUUGUGGACGAGGUGGACAGCAUGCUAGGCCGAAGAGAAAACCGACAGGGACAUGAAGCCAUGCGGAAGAUGAAAAAUGAGUUCAUGAUGCAUUGGGACGGUCUAACGACUAAGGAAAUGGAACGUGUUCUGGUUCUUGCAGCCACAAAUCGGCCUUUUGACCUUGAUGAGGCUGUCAUUAGACGGUUGCCCCGUAGGUUGAUGGUGGGACUACCAGAUACUUCAAAUAGAGCGUAUAUAUUAAAGGUUAUACUUGCAAAAGAAAACGUGUCCCCUGGUUUGGACAUUAAUUGGAUUGCUAGUAUGACUAAUGGAUAUUCUGGAAGUGAUCUUAAGAAUCUAUGUGUUACUGCUGCCCACCGUCCAAUCAAGGAGCUAGUGGAAAAGGAAAAAAGAGAGCGAGAUGCUGCUCUGGCUGAAGGCAAAGUUCCUCCAGCUCUAAGAGGAAGUUCUGAUCUCCGAGCUUUAAACAUGGAGGAUUUCAGAUACGCACAUGAGCAGGUGUGUGCAAGCGUCUUAUUAGAGUCUGCGAACAUGACAACGCUUCAACAAUGGAACGAAAUCUACGGGGAAGGUGGAUCCAGAAAGCAGCAAUCAUUCAGCUUCUACAUGCACAGGGUCGACCAAACCGAGUCGACGCAGUUGUAUAACAGAAGCAUUUCCCACUCAGAGGAAGCAGCGAAGCGAAAAAUGUCAGAUCUGGUCGCGACGUCGCCGUCGCCGUCUUCAGCGCCGAGAUCCGCCACAGACUUCUUCUCCGAUCCUUACGACUCUCAUCCUCUAUGGUUCAAGCCUUCCCUCUUCCUCUCCCCUAACUUCGACUCCGAGUCCUACAUCUCAGAGCUCCGUACAUUCGUUCCCUUUGACACUCUCCGAUCCGAGCUCCGGUCACACCUUGCAUCCCUCAACCGCGAACUUGUUGAUCUCAUCAAUCGAGAUUAUGCCGAUUUCGUGAAUUUAAGCACUAAGCUCGUAGAUAUCGAUGCAGCUGUGGUCCGUAUGCGCGCUCCGCUCCUUGAGCUCCGUGAGAAGAUCACUGGAUUUCGUGGAUCUUUGGAGGCAGCACUUUUUGCACUAAGGAAUGGAUUGCAGCAGCGCUCUGAUGCUGCUGCUGCUAGGGAGGUUCUCGAAUUGUUGCUCGACACAUUUCAUGUGGUAUCCAAGGUUGAAAAACUUAUUAAAGUUCUACCAAGUACUCCUUCUGAUUGGCAAAACGAGGAUGCGAAUUCCAUGGGAAGGAGUUCUAUGAAUUAUGAGAAUUCAACGCAGCAAGAUGGCACAACCAUGAGAGAAACCCAGAGCAUGCUUUUGGAAAGAAUUGCUAGUGAAAUGAAUCGGCUCAAGUUCUAUAUGGCUCAUGCACAGAACCUGCCUUUCAUUGAGAACAUGGAGAAGAGGAUUCAGAGCGCUAGUGUGUUAUUGGAUGCUAGCCUAGGUCAUUGCUUCAUUGAUGGGCUAAACAACAGCGAUACAAGUGUCCUUUACAACUGCUUACGUGCUUACGCUGCCAUUGAUAACACCAAUAAUGCAGAAGAAAUUUUCCGUACAACGAUUGUGGCUCCAUUUAUACAGAAAAUUAUUACACAUGAAACAUCAACGGAUGCUGCUGGAACAUCAGGAGAUGAACUUGAAAACGAUUACAAACAGAUCAAGCAUUUUAUUGCUAAGGACUGUAAAAUGCUGCUAGAAAUAUCUUCAACUGACAAAUCAGGUUUACACGUCUUCGACUUCUUGGCAAAUUCAAUCCUGAAAGAAGUUCUUUGGGCAAUCCAGAAAGUCAAACCAGGAGCGUUUUCUCCUGGAAGGCCUACUGAGUUCUUAAAGAAUUACAAGGCAAGCGUGGAUUUCCUGGCAUAUCUUGAAGGUUAUUGUCCGUCAAGGUCUGCUGUAACUAAGUUUCGAGCUGAAGCUAUAUGCAUCGAAUUCAUGAAGCAAUGGAAUGUGGGAGUAUAUUUUUCACUGAGGUUUCAGGAGAUAGCUGGAGCCUUGGAUUCUGCUCUUACUUCUCCUUCUCUGGUUUUCAUUCAGGAUUCAGAUAAACGGAGUUCGCUCAACUUAAUUCUCAGACAGAGUGAUACUCUUUUGGAGUGCUUGCGAUCAUAUAGCAUUUGGGUGUCAUCUGCGAUGAAUAAUAGAAAGAGUAAUGCCAGCCCGAGUCCUGGAUGUGAAUGGGCUGUUUCAGCAACUGCAGAAGAUUUUGUAUAUGUUAUACAUGAUGUAAAUUGUCUAGUCUCAGAAGUUUGCGGGGAUUACCUUGGACAUAUAUCACAGUAUUUAUCUUCAUGCUCCACUGAAGUUCUUGAUGUGGUGAGGAUGAGCAUAGAACAGGGUGGGGCAUCACUAGAGAAAGUCCUACCUUUAGUUACCAAGACAAUAAUUGACGUCAUUGUUGAUAAAUCUGUUGAGGACCUAAGGCAGCUCAAGGGAAUAACCGCUACAUAUAGGAUGACUAAUAAGCCACUGCCUGUUAGGCACUCACCAUAUGUUGUCGGGCUAUUGCGUCCUGUAAAGAACUACUUGACCCAAAAAACAAGGGAGGAGUUACUGCAUGGCAGUGUCAGUGAAAUUACCAGGCGGUAUUAUGAAUUAGCUGCUGAACUUGUUAGCGUGGCAAGAAAAACAGAGUCAUCGCUUCAGAAAUUACGUCAAAAUGCACAGAGACGAGCAGGUGCAGCAUCAGGUGUUUCUGAUCAAAAUGUAUCUGAAACAGACAAGAUGUGUAUGCAGUUGUUCCUUGAUAUUCAGGAGUAUGGCCGAAACGUUUCUGCUUUGGGGCUGAAACCGGCGGAUAUCCCGGAGUAUUGUUCCUUCUGGCAAUGUGUUGCACCUGCGGAUAGGCAAAACACAAUCAGUGUUUGAGGAUGCACGCUUCCUACAUCAUUGCAGUAUCAUAUAUAUCUUGAAAUAAGAAAUCGCCGCUUCUCUCUUCUAUCACUUGUGUUUGUUUGCUUUAAUAGUGAAGAGAAGAGGAAGAGAGUUUUGUUGAAGAGAGAGUGUGUUUUUUUGCCAAAGUUGCAUUAUGAUUGAGAGAUCUGAGUUAGUGCCAGCUUUGGCCAUUUAAUCUUUUUGUAGGACUAUUUCAUCUUCAGU